AGGCCUGCUUGAGCAGGGAGGGAGCGGGAGAGAGAUGGCUCCUGACUUAGGCAGUUGUGCUGAUGAAGUGGAAGAGCUGGUUUCAGUUCUGUAUAGUGCAUGUGUGUUUAGGAGGCGGGUGCUUCUGCUUGACUUGCCUGGGAGUUGUGCAAUCCUUUAGGUCGGAGAAAGCGCCCUCCCUCGCUGCUGCCGCCACCGCCUUGUUGGUUUUUUUAAAGCUGUGAGCUCAGCCGAUGAGUCAGAGCCAUGCAAUCCUGACACUGCAUCGUGGGACUGGAGGUGAGAGAGAAUCAAAAACAGGAGCUGUAGAUUUCGGCCAAGUACAGUGCAGGACUUCGCUUUGCUUGUGCACAGAAGGGGAGCUGAGUAGUGACCACUUUGUGGGAUAUUCUUGAUUGCAAGAGAACUUCCUGCUUCUUUCCUGGGAGCCCUGAGGAUCGGGUCUGGAAAACACUUUUUUGUCUUUUCUUGGGAAGUGAAGCGAAGAGAGAGAGAGGAAUCGCUCUGUUGCAUAAUUCUGACAGUGUCUGUCUCAUAUUAGGACGAGGCAUUGUGAUCAAGUGGACUCCAGCAUCCUCUGAACUGCAGAGAAGAAGAGCAAAAAGAAGAAAGGGAAGGGCGCACAGAGGAAAAGGAGGUGGAGGCACUUCCAUCUGGACUUGUAUGAAACUUAUGACUGGAACUGGAUGGGAAAGUGAACCAUUUGGUGUCUUUUCUUCCCCCAGUCUCUGAGAUGGGUGGAUUGUAAAUCUGUAUGUGUAACUGGGAAUAGACUGAACCAUGAAUCUUCAGGCUCAACAAAAGUCUUCAAACAAGAGGGCUGGGAAACGGAUUGCAUAUUUUAAUGAGCAGGAUGUAGCUGUGCCAUCGAAAGAACUGCAACAGCAGCUGAAGGAAGGACAGUACUAUGGACAUGGAGGGGAAAUACCUGCUUCACAAACUAUGGAGCUUUCUAAAGCAGGGAGUUUAACUGGUGCUCCCAACAAUGUUGCCUUGAUGAACUCUGUUGUUUACACUCAAGAUAGGGGGGACUCCAUGAUGAUGUCUCAGCAGCUGGCUGCUGUCAAAUGGCAGAACUCAUUGAUGGGGAGCAGGUUGCCUGAGAGGAUUGAUUCCAGUUGGCAGCCUUCACCUGCGGCAUGGAACCACAGUGUGGUCUUUGGGGGCAAUCAGAAAGGGGUCCACCACAAUUCCAGUGCUCCAGGUUUCUAUGGCCAUCCUGAAGCUCUGAAAAGAAGCCAGGAAAAAGAAAUGGAGGUGCCCCAGCUAGAAAUAUAUGGAGAUGCUGCUGUUCAGCAGAUGAUGGCCCAGAAGGUUCAGCUGGAACAACAAGCACUAAUCAGGCAGCAAGCUCAAAUGAAUUCGUAUCACCAGAUGCAGAAGCAACAACAGCAGAAUCAGACUCUACCUUUACAGCCUUUCCAGCUUGCAUUCGGUCACCAAGGCCAGAAGCAAGGCCUUCCUGAAUUGUUACAUGUCUUUCAACAAGCCCCAGCUUCCUCCAACCCAGUCUUUACUACCCAGCAGAAACAACAGUCUCUUCCCCAGCUGCAACUGUUUGAAAACUUCUACCCACAACAGCAGCAACAGGCCGCCACACAAGCCUUCAACCUCCAGCAAGCUGCCUCUAUAGCACAUCCCCAUGUGGCAGCAACAGCACCCCAGCAUCAUAUGGUGGCCCACCAGUACCAGCAACCGGAGAGGAACCAGGAACUCUUGAAAGCCCUAACAGAGCAAAACCAACAGACUGUGCUACCUCAGACCCAGAUACCCUUUCCAAGGAGGUCAAGGAGACUCUCCAAGGAAGGUAUUUUGCCAUCUGCUUCUUCAGGAGAAACACCGGCUUCUAAACAAGUAGAGGAACAACCUAGCAAUCUUUUCCUGCAUCACUGGCAACCACAGCAGCAAGGACUUCAGUUUCAGCAUGAGACUGAAGCUCUGAGCCACAAGGGUAGCUAUCCACAGCCCACAAGAACACAUCUGGGACAAAAGGAGACCCUGAGUAGUGAUGACUUGAACCAGCCUGACACAGAGAGGCAGGCCACAUCCUAUAAUGGCAGAGAUGGGGAGAAGCAAGUGGCAAUGACCGAAGAAAGCACUCAGAGAACUAAUGACUUUGUGGGGGUGAGAGGUGGUGUGAUCCAGAGCACCCGAAGAAAACGGUGUGUUUCUCAAGAGGUCAAUCUGCUAACUCUGGCACAAAAAGCUGUUGAACUGGCUUCUCUUCAAAAUGACAAGGAAUUGGAUACUUCAGAAGAGAAAAAGAAGAAGAAUGUGGUGGUUGCAGCACCUGCAGCAGCCAAAAGUGUUUUGGAAUUUGCCAGUUCUCCACAACCCUCCAAGAGACCCCGGGAAGAUAGCAGCCUCGUGCCUCUAAUCAUGCCUGUGUCUGUGCCAGUGAGGAAAUUCGACUUGCAAGCUAUUGGGAAGGAAAAGGGUGAGGAAGGGAAACUCCAGAGAGUGCUAGCAAAUGAUCGAGGUCUUUCUGAACGCAAGCCCUCUGUGAUAGUCACCCGAAGAAGGUCCAAUCGCAGCUCCAACAUGGAAACCUCAGUCCAGCAUGAAGAUGCUGCUCCAAAGGAGGAAUCGGAGGGCUUUGCCCGGAAACCAAAGCAGCGCCCAAGACCUGAGCCACUCUUCAUACCACCAAAAGCAGGCACCUUCAUUGUCCCUCCAGUCUAUUCCACCAUCACUCCAUAUCAGAGCCACUUACGCUCACCUGUGCGCCUUGCAGAUCACCCUUCAGAUAGGAACUUUGAGCUACCUCCUUACACACCUCCACCGAUUCUCAGCCCAGUGAGAGAAGGUUCUGGGCUGUAUUUCAAUGCUAUCCUCUCUGCUAGCGGUCACUCAAUUCCACCUCCAAUGACCCCUAAAAGUACUCACAGAACUCUGCUCAGAUCUAAUAGUUCAGAAGUCACCCCUCCCAUCCUUUCAGUAAUGGGGGAGGCCACCCCAGUCAGCAUUGAACCGCGAAUCAAUGUGGGAUCCCGGUUUCAAGCAGAAAUCCCUGUGCUCCAAGACAGAUCUUUGGCGUCAGCUGACAAGCAUAAGGCGGAUGUGGUGUGGCAGCCAUGGGGGGACCUGGAAAUUAACAAAACUACUCAAGAGAAUGUGGAAAAUCUGCUAACUGCCUCCUGUUCAAGUAUUUUUCCUGGGGCUGGUACCAAUCAGGAGCUGGCGCUGCACGUCUUGCAUGAAGCAAAGGGAAACAUUCUGGCUACUUUGACCAAAUUGCUGCUGAAGAGGCCAAUGCGAUCGCCAUACCACCCACUGGCAGACUAUCACUACACAGGAUCGGACAGGUGGAAAGUUGAUGAGAAGAAGCUUUUCAACAAAGGCAUUGCAAUCUACAAGAAAGACUUUUUCCUGGUCCAGAAACUUAUAAAAACCAAGACGGUGGCCCAGUGUGUAGAGUUUUAUUACACAUACAAAAAACAAGUGAAAAUUGGUCGGAAUGGGACCUUAAUCUUUGGGGAUGUUGAUGCCACUAAUGAGAAGUCUAUGAAAGAUGAAGCUGAGGUUGAUAUCAAGAGUUCCCAUAGGUUUGCACGUGUUCUUCCUCCCAGAAAGGAGAAUUACAGUGAGGAACAUACACACGUGGAGGAGGUGGCUGAGAAGGAGGAAGAGUUGGAUGACAGGAAGAGCACAGUGCCUCUCAAGGCCACACAGACACUACAAGCCAACGAAGUGGUCAAUGAAGUCCUUAUUUCAAGAAGCAAGGAGUCUAAUGCUGCAGGGGAAGCCAACACUAGGACUGUAAGGAAGCCUAAGGAGGCAGCAGUGAAGUCUCAGAAGACUCCUCCCCCAGUACAGAGGAGGAGACGGAAACCAAAGCCAAAACCAGACACAACCAGUAAAGCUCAGAACCAGGAGAACACGUUUCCAUGUAAAAAAUGUGGCAGGAUCUUCUCCAAGGUAAAAAGCCGCAGCGCUCACAUGAAGAGCCACGCGGAACAGGAGAAGAAGGCGGCAGCACUGAAACAGCGAGAGAAGGAGGCGGCGGCCGCGGCAGCCGCAGCAGCAGCGCAGCGGGAGGAGAGCAGCGACAUGGGGAGCAGCAGCAGCGACAGCAGCGACAGUAGCAGCUCGGAUGAGGAUGGGGAGAUUUAGCCAUAGCCCAGGGGAAGUCGAGGGAGCAGCAAGGCUGGACCCCGCCUCUCUCUCGGUGUGUUUGCCUCCAUUCCUGCACUUUCCUUAUCUGGGCUGAGUUCUACUAGGCUUCUGUCCAUUGCUGCCAUUUCCUCACCCCACAUUCUGCAUCUCACCCUGCCAGUAUAGACUGAGCCAAAUCAGUGGAUAAAGAGAUUUGUGUGAACCUGGAUAUUCUUUUUUACAAACCAGAUUUCUAUUUUAUUUAUAAAGGCACCUGAGGUACGUAAUAGAACAAUGUCAUCAGGAGCGGAAUUUAGUUCUCCUGCAGAUCAGUCAGGGCUUUUUCCUUGUGCUUGCCAAGACUCAUGGCAAUGAGACUCUUGAGUGUAAAGGCUUCCAGAUCUGAGCAAGAAAAAGAUGCUCUGCCCUGAGACUGUCUGCAUCUAGUUACUGUGACACCAGUGUUUUGUAAUGAUUUCUUUCCAUAGCAGAUUCCUGUCAAUGCCCUUCCUGCUUUCCUCCCUGUGCGCUAUCCAGGCUCUUAACAAGUUCUGUGGAAAUAUGAGACAUACUCUGGGUAUGACUGAAGUGUGAGGGAGAGGGGUGAAGAACACUCAGCCCACCCCUCUCCUCUGAGAGGAGAUUUCUAUUUUUCUGUAGCAAGGGGAUGCCUGAUAUUUCCUGUGCCAUUAAGAGUUCAGUAGUGGACAUAUAUCCUCCCUUGCAAUAAGAGUAGCCACAAACCUUAAAGAUCUGGCUAUAUUGUGUACAGGAAGCGAAGUAGUUAUUGGGUCACUUUUAGAAGAAUUUGCCCCCUCACAAGUACAAUUUGAAAGGCCUCUAACGAUCACAUCUGGCUUUAACUCAUUACAAAAGGGAGCAAGGUGGUUAAUGAGACUUGACCCAAGACACCGUUUUUGGACUGUGCACGCCUCACAGAGAUGGGAAGGGUGGACUCUGGUCUCUUCCUCAGGCUUCUUUACUCCCUUCCCCAAAUGGCCAUUAUGCAGGGGGAUGCCUGUUUCCCUAUUGGCCUUUACCAAUCCCUUUAAAUGGCCACCUACAAGAGUUACACUGAAGAAGCUGUGUGUCCUUCCAUUCAUUCCUUUGAUGUGAUUGGACAGCACAGAAUAAUUGGCUAUCCCAUCAUGGCCCCCUUACCAGUAAAAUGUACUCUUCAUGCAAAGCUGGCAUUGAAAUCGCUCCAUUAGCCAAAAGUCCAGGCAACUAGGCCUGGUAUUAAAGCAAAGUGUUAAAAGAAAGCAAAAAUCGGUCAGCUGAAUGCUAAAAUUACACAGAAUCUGUCUGUACAUAUAUACAUAUUGUUCACAUACCUUUAUUUCAUAAAACUGUAAAGAAUCCAGUGUAGUUGCAGCUGUGUUGGUCCCAGGAUAUUAGACAAGGUGGGUGAGGUUCUAUCUUGUAUUGGACCAGCUUCUGUUGGUGGGAGAGACAAGCUUUCAAGCAGGGCUGCAAGUAGAGCUGUACCCUCCAGUAUGUAGUACCGGCAAGAGAUUUUUAGUGGGUAUGGGGUACCGGAAAGACUUGGGACUACUUUCCCCUCCUGGGGGGGGGAGAAGCUGCACUCUGCUCCUUAAAGAAGCAGAACGCAGCUAGGGAGGACAUUCAUUCUUUAUAUGGCUUUAACAGCACAAUACAUAUGCUAACAAACUUAAACAAAGCCUUUGUUUAAGUUUGUUAGUUAAUGUAUUGUGCUGUUACGUUGGUCAGGAGUCCUCAAGAGAGGAGGGGUGGGGGGACAAAAGGUGUUUAAACAGUGUUUUUGAUUCUGUUUCUCCCCAUUGGUCUAAAUUAUCCAUGACAUCCAUACUGCAUCACAACAAGUCCAAAUCAUUAGAGUGAUUGUUUGGAUUCUAAUGUCAGCCUAGUUCUGUAGCCUGAUGGGAAUCAGAUGUUGUCCCCAGUGUACCUAGAAUUCUUCUUUGUAGCCAAACUAGUCUAGCAUACAUUUUGUUAAUUGGAACUGGAGCAGCAAAACAAAGAAAACAAAUGCCUCAUUUUCUAGCUUUGUGGGUGAUAGAACUAUAAGUGAAGAUUAUAAUGCUGGACAUUGACAGCCUUAAACCAGUCAGCUGCCUCUGGAGUCUGCCAAAAACUUUGCUGAAAAUAUGUUCCUCCUCUUAGCAACGGAGCUAAGACUUGUCACACAUUUGCCCACCGUUAUUCGAAUGAAGUUCCUUCUGAUCUGGCAGCUCAGGCAUUUUCAGUUUCAUCCAGAAGAAUUUACAAACUUGGAACCUAAUCCUGUAAACCCUUAAUCAUUUCAUCAGCCCCACUGAAGACAAUGGGACUAUUUGCAUGACUAUGGACCUCUUUUGUGGGCUGAUAAAAGUUUCAGGAGUCUGUUCUUUUAAAGGAAGUUGAAUCCCCCAUUGAAAUGCAAUGUUUGGGUACCAUAAAGCAGUUAAAUUUUGUCUUUUAAUAAGCCAUACAUAGGCUGAAAUGGCUCCUCACCCAACUCCCGUACAGACUGAAUACUACAUAUUUGGUGGGAAAGUGAGUAGUUAAGCUGUUGAUGUUUGUAUAUACAAAGUGGGGUGACGGGGGGGGGGCGGGGAGCGGGGAGGAGUCACUUGGGGAGAUCAUGUGCCUCCCCUUGUGUCCCUCCCAUGAAUGCAGUGCUGGCAAGAAAUGAUUUCUACUUGCACCACUGCUUUUCAGCCAUACAGAGCUCUUCUUUUUCUGAAGAGCUCUGUGUGGGUCAAAAGCUUGUCUCGCUAACAGAAUUUGGUCCAAUGCAAGAUGGUACCUCACCCACCUUGUCUCUGUAAAGAAUCCAGUUGUUUCCUUGUGCUGUAUCCAUUGCGCAAGAGUGUUAAUUGGCUCCUUUCGUGGCCUCUGCCUUAUAAGUAUAGGGUGAAGAAAUGGGGAGAUUGGCAGGAGCCAGUGAAAAUAACUGAAGAGGCAAAUGGGAUUUAGUGGCAACAACACUCUCUGCAGUGAAGCAUCCGUAGUACUGUAGAGCAUUUGUACAUGCAGGCAGCCAAUUCUCACUCCCACCUCUGGAGGAACAUCAUGUGCUGAUAUUUAUGUGGCACUUAACUGCAUGAGCAAAGAGCCAUAGUAAUAAAAUGUUUAAAUGUGGCAGGGAAUUGCCAGUUUUCUGGUGCCAGUGAAAUGCACAUCAGAUCGACCUGCAGUUCUGUAGUGGCAUCUGGUGGUCAGAUAAGUUAAUUGCCUGUGCAUUCCUGAGCGGUGCUGUUUAGCUAGUUCCAGCUAAUGGCAGCAGGCUGUCCGUGAUCUGGCUGACUUGCAAUAGGCUCUCCAAGCUGCCGGAUAAGUUUCAGGUAAGCAUGCCUUUGUGCUUGUUCAUGCCUUUGUGCUUGUUCAACUACAAUCUAAUAUAGGUCAGAUUCCAGCCUGUCACCUGCCUGGCCUGGCUCUUUUGCCCCAUGGCACCAGAGCUUCCUCCACAGACCUUGGGACCAUCUCCUUUUUUGGCAGCUACAAUUGUUUCACUGCCUAAUUAAGUCCUCAAGCCAUAUAUUUGGUACCCUACUCUUUAAGCUGUUCAUCUCUGCACAGCUCCUUUUCUUUAGUUAGGAAGGAUUCUUCUUUAUAAUAAAAAUAAAAUAUUGUUAAUUGGCUACUAUUUUUUUUUUAAUGUUAAUCAUUUUAACUUACAAGAAAUGCCCCUCUCCUUUCACCAGCAUAUUUAGCUUCUGUAACUAGCCUGGGCUCAUGCCAGUUUGGGAAUCAGAAAGCCAGCUUCCAGUCCAGAAUCCAGAUCUCCGUUUGCAAUCAUAUAAAAUCCAUUUGUCACCGUGUGAACUGGUCGGGACUGGAAUGUGGAAGCAGAUGGCCUGUCACCUGCUAUUAAUUAUUCAUUAGCAAACUGCAGAGAAUCAAAAGCAAAUAAUUUUCACAAGAAAAGUUCAAGCAGCAAAUCUUAAGAAUUUAAAUAUUAAUAAAGAUUAUUUUCAUUUUAAAAUUGCAUGUUCUUCGCUAUUCCAGCAGUGCUGUAAAUAACUGAAUAUUUGGAGUGCUCCUGUCAAGGGGAGUAAAAAGUCAAAGUAACUGUGUAUUAUGUUCUACUCUAAAGAAGUCACUUCUGAAUUCUUCACAUCUGCUAAUGAUCCAUUUUCAGAGUUGGACAUAAAAUCAAGUAAAAGGUUACAAUGCAGUUAAGCCUUAAAAUGGCAGUUCUUUCCAGAAGAUUGGAAAGUCACUAAUAAGUGUCAGACCCUGGGAAUUAUAGAGUAAUGCAGCAGUUUAAAAAGCAAAUAGGAUGAUUUAGGUGCAUUUUAAAAGGGAUUGAAAAUAAUGCAGAACAUAUUAUACCAUCAUAUUGAACACCUGGAAUACUCUGUCCUGUUAUAAAGUGGAGAUCAAAAAGGCCCAGAAAUAAGCAACAAAGAUAAGUGAAGAUACACCUGGACUUAUAUGGGCUGAGAUAGUGAGCAGUCACUAGGAUCAUUGUGUUGGAGAGGAGGCUUGACUGCGGUAUUCAAAAUUAUAAGGGGAAACUUAACAGUCUCUCUCCUUUAUUCCAUAAUAAUGGAACAAGGGGGAGUCCCUUAAAUUCAAGGGCAGUGCAGUUAGAACAAAUAACAAAGAAAUACUACAGCAUGUAGCCACUCUGGAAAUCAUGACAUCAGAUACCUUGGGAGGAUUUCAGAAAGGGCUAUAUAAGAUCAAAACCUCUAGAAUUCUCAGGUAGGAAAACUAAGAUACGGCUAAUUAAAUUGUAUGGGUCAGAAAAUAAAGGUUCUUUUGCUUUCCCAAUGAGAACAGUGCAGAGUUAGCUAGCUGAGUGGUUCUUUACCUUCCCCUGAAGCUAGGUAAAGAUGCCAAACUAAAUGGAUUGUGAAUCUGCUCUGCUGCGGAAAAUCCUCCAUAUAGGACAGGGAUUCUGGGACACACCAUUUAAUGUGCCCCCAAAAUGCCUGUUCUCCCUUUCUGAACAGAAGUUAAAUACAGUUCUUUGUCUCUUACUCUCCUUUCCUGAUUAUGCACUGAGUAAAAUGAUUUAGUAUUUUUAAAGUGCUCCCAAAGUGUGCUUGAUGCUUUAAAGAACAAAUAAAGUCUAGUCACUGCCACGAAGAACCUACAGUCUAGUUGUAGCUAUAUACAUGGCAAAUGGUGAUCGCGGUCAGUCAGGAGGGGAAGGGGUGAGGAAGUACAGGGUGAAACAACAAGAUCAUGCAAUUGCUCUAUGCAUUGACUUAGUCUUCCUUAUGGGAUUGAUAGCAAGUUCUUGCACUGAUACUGUCUACUUCUAGGAGCCAGUAGACUAGCUCCUUUCUUAGAUCUCCUUUACCUCUUAUCCCAGGGGACAUCCAUCUAGACAUGGGUGCUGAUUGAUUUUGCUCUGUAGAAAGGGUUGUUUUGUUUGUUUUAAAAAUGCGCAAAAUUAGUGGAUGUAUUAGAUAUUAAUGAAUCAAGCAUUGGUUGUUUUUUCAUCCAUGCAGAUUUCUUCUCUCCUAAUCUUUUGCAGCUUGACAGUCUGUUCUAAUUCAGUAUGUGUGGCGGUGGAAUAGGUAGAAUUAGCACAUUUGGUGGGGGUUGCUUAACAGAGAGGACCUUUUCUAUGGGAACAAAUGCAAUGUUUAAACAAAAUCCCCUUGCAGAUUGCAAUUCUGCAUGUGCAAACAUAGUGUACUAGCCUUUUCACUGUUGGAGGUCAAGUGAGGAUGUAAACCUACUUGCCUUUUGGCCAUAUUUUAAACAUUACACAUUUGAAUCUACCAGACACUGGAUGCCAUUGAGAUGUACUGACAGGGUGCGUGUGGGAAAUCUCUCUUGCCUUCCUGUACUAUUCCUGGCUUUAUAAGCACUCAGUAUUACACCUGCUGUCUGGUGUGAUCUGCAUAGGGACAGCAUUUCAGUUUUGUAGCAGUUGUGUUUGUUUCUAUACCUGUAGUUAUAUAAGGAGAUGCAAAUCUACUGUCGCUCUGGUAUGUGGCAAUGUAGCUGCAAUUCCACAUUUUUAUUUAUUCAGCACAGUUAUUUCAGGCUGGACUGAACAGGUAAAACUGAUCUGAGAGAACUUAGCUCUGAGGUAAAUGUAUCUCAAGUCUACCAAGAUGCUACAAAAUAAUAACAAUCAAAAAAGCCUACAAUGGCAUAUAGUGUUUUGAAUGGCUAUGCAGGGGUAAAUAUGUUUACUAGCAUGGCAUUUUGAUAGCUAGAGACUAGUAGAAAUACAGCUAUUUGACAGCAGGUAAAGGGUAGCUUUGAAAUCUGAACCUAAAGUCUCUGUUAAAAAUAUCUAUUCAUCCCUAUGAUGAUGAUGAAAUGUGAAAUUAAAGUUAGCUAACCAGAUUUCUGGGUGGCUGAUCGUUAUUUAUUGACUUUAAGAAUUUAAUUGGAUGAAGCUUUUAGUUAUAGUACGCUAAGAUUAAGAAUAAAAUGGCUGACACGCAAAAACAAGUGUUUCCUAAGCCAAACAGAAUGCACCUUUUUACAAAUGUCUCUGCCUGUUACCUGGUGUACCCAUUCUACCAGUCACCGAUCUAGAAAAUCAUGAUGAUAUAAAAGUCUCCUGCUUUUAAAAAGUUGUGGAGAUUUCAUCCAUAAAGAUCUUAGUCUCCUUUCAGUAUUUGUCUAGAACAGGGGAACCUGAUGUUAUGACAACGUUCUAGCCCCAUGAUAGUGUCUUCUAAGCAAAGUUCUAUAAUUUACUGAUUAAUCCUGUCAGUUAAAAGCUAGAACAUUUUCCCAUGCACUCUUUUCCUAACAUGCCCACACAAACUGUAGUCUCCUGUAUUAUCUUCCAGUGUACACUUUUGAAGUUUAAUUAAGUUUCCCAGAGAAUAGGAAGCAGUGUCUAUAUUGCCAGCUUUGUUUUGCGUGAGUAGUGUGGUUUUUUUUUGUAAAUUUUCCAUUUGGGUUCAGCUGCUUCAUUCACCCGCAUUCUUUCCAGUGUCAGUUGUUGGGAGAAAUACAAAAUUGUAAUCCCCAGCUGUCCAAAAAAAAGUAAAAAUCAAAAUAAAAAUUCUUUCUGGAACAGGGGAUUCCAUCAACAGCUGAGCCUGGAAAAUCCCAGCUCCUUAAGUUUGGGAGAAGGCAUAUAUUUUUAUAAAAUGUAAUUGCAUAUUUUUAAAAACCUCUUUCCAUGUUCUCCAGCUUCUCAAAGUGUAUUAUUUUUCCCUUGUAGCUUAGAUUUGAUACAAAUAGGGGUUUUUUUGUGCAUUUUACCUUUUUUGUUCUGUUUUACAUUUGGUGAUGUACUGUACAGGAACAGUCUCAGCCUUUGUAAUUACUGUAUAAAUGCUUUAUUAUAAAAAGUAUAUUACUUUUAUUUUAACAAAUGAGCAGACACUGUCUUUUUGUGUGUUUGCUGCUUAGGGCACCUUUUAAAAAGACUGUUACAUAUUAAAAUAGUGUACAUAUCUAUAUAAAAUAUUUACCUUUUUUUUGCUGUACAGUUGUGAUAGACCAGACUGAAUUUAUUUUUUGUGCUCUUUUUAUAAAAUAUUAAUACACUAAAGGAAAUCUUGCUGAUGUGAUUGUAAUGUACCCAUGUAACUUAUUUACUUAAUGUCCCUCUGUAUCUUUUAAAACCUUUUAUUAAAUAAGGUUUAAAAAUAA
Molecule: messenger RNA, 11649 nt
Organism: Caretta caretta (loggerhead turtle)
Lineage: Eukaryota; Metazoa; Chordata; Testudines; Cheloniidae
Gene: MIDEAS
Product: mitotic deacetylase associated SANT domain protein
Biological process (GO): negative regulation of DNA-templated transcription; regulation of transcription by RNA polymerase II
Cellular component (GO): histone deacetylase complex; transcription regulator complex
Molecular function (GO): transcription corepressor activity
Source: RefSeq, a predicted model, not a curated record